Molecule: messenger RNA, 964 nt
Organism: Lycium barbarum (goji berry)
Lineage: Eukaryota; Viridiplantae; Streptophyta; Magnoliopsida; Solanales; Solanaceae
Product: cytochrome c biogenesis CcmF N-terminal-like mitochondrial protein 2
Biological process (GO): cytochrome complex assembly; heme transport
Cellular component (GO): membrane
Molecular function (GO): heme transmembrane transporter activity
Source: RefSeq, a predicted model, not a curated record
GAUCAAAAAUGAUGAAUGGGAUUGUGACACUCCACUCGCUGCCAAUGCGGAAGGAUGCCGCCGAAAAGAAUGGAACACUGUUUCGCUCUGUUGGAUGCGUCGGAUCCCGUAUAACAAGCGAGCUCUUUACCCUCAAAUUCAAACAUGUGGGCGCAAAAUGCUAUCCUGCUUUAUUGUUACGUAGCAAUAGAAGCCUGCUUAUGCUGCUUCGGCGGCGCUUUUUCGCCCUCUCUUCGCUCUGGACAGGAGCGCUAGUGGACACGGGGAGAGAGUAGGCGAAGCGUUCCGUUCGUAAUGGAAAGAAAGAUAGCACUACUUCGCCUCUUUGUUCGACCGCCGGCGCGAACACAGUGGUCGGGGUGGCUGGUGGUUUCGGGAUCCCGUAGAAAUGCUUCUUUUAUGCCUCGGGUAUUAGCCACAGCUCGUAUUCAUUCAGUAAUUCUACCCCUUCUUCAUUCUUGGACCUCGUUUCUUAAUAUUGUUACUUUUCCAUGCUGUGUCUCAGGAACCUUUUCAAUACGGUCCGGAUUGCUAGCUCCCGUUCAUAGAUUUGCUACAGAUGAUACACGAGGAAUCUUUUUAUGGCGGUUCUUCCUUCUAAUGACCGGCAUAUCUAUGAUUCUUUUCUCCCAGAUGAAGCAGCAGGCAUCGGUCCGUAGAACCUAUAAAAAGGAGAUGGUUGUGGCGCGAAGUACUCUUGUGCAACUACGUCAUUCAGCUAACGCGCAGAAGGUGGGGCUCAUAGUCUUCCAGGCCUGCUCUGGGGGCUUCUAGUACCGAUAUGAGUAGUGCGCGUGUCCGAAUAUGUUCUCGCAGGGCCGGAAGGAGCGCACGCCGAGUUAGAUAGAGCAAAGGAGGGUCCUGUCAAGUCGGUCCGCUAACGCCUUAUCUUCCUAUUUAUAAGCCACAGCCUACUUCGACGUUUCCAAUUUCCCAUAGAGGAACUGCUUCCUGCGUCUGCGGC